UGCAGGGUAAGAUAAUUGUACACAUUCGCCAUUUUAUAGUGUGGUUUGGUCUGGUGUGCCAUUACAGUUGCGUUUACUUGUAAGCGUUUCUUGUAUGGACUCUCAGUCAUAUCUACACAUUUGUAGCUAUGUAGGGGCUCUUCUCCGAUCUUUGCACUAGAUUUCAAUGUUCGCAACUGCACUUCCAACUUCCAAGUGGUUCAGAAUCUUACAAAAUAUCAUGAGCUCCCUUGGUCGAUAACCCCUUUCCUCUUUAUCGGGCUGCUCAUUACUUUUAUCCUCGCGGUAGUCGGUGACAGUCGAUGCUGCACGGCUUCGAGAAUAGGCAGGAGAAGUGUGAAUUUGGAAUGACAGCUACGAAGCGGAGGAGACGGCGAAUGUUCAAAGUUUACUAGAACGCGCAACUACUUACUUCUAGCACUGCUCGACGGUCACCGGUGAGCUGACGGCUGUUCGCACAAUUUGGAUGCGGGGCAGUUUCGGAAAAUUAAAAUACCUAGUGUAGGGAAGCAGUGCUGUACGUGGCUGACGGCAACAGAAAUGGCAAUGCGACACGCUAGCUCCGCGGCUCUUGUCUUGGUCGCAAUGUAUAUCCUGGCACUCAAUCUACUGUCGCGUAUCCCCCCAGGUGCUGAAGCCCAGGCGAGCAUUUGGGAACACUGUGCGAACAGUGCAUAUGAGUAUCAGUACAAUGACUUUUUGAUGACAUUCGACAGGGCUGUGGCGUUCUGCAAGACCAAGCUCGGCGGAGCGUACCUUGCCAUCCCACGCAAUGCUCUGGAAGAUAAGUGCAUAUCCGACCAUCACCCGCUCCGCACCAGAUGGCUUGGCAUCAGAAAACUGAACGGCAUAUGGACGGAUAUUAAAGCCAAUGUAGAAGUUAACUACACCAACUGGGAAGUCGGCCAGCCCAAUAUGAACACUGCAGCUGAGGGCACUGAGCCUCAAGAGUGUGUGACACUGUGGUACUACCCUAAACAAAGUGCAAAUGGAGACAAGUGGGAUAAUCUACAGUGUGAUCAUGCCAAACGUGUUGUCUGUCAAAGACAAGGAAGAUGUGCGGCACGUAGCAACAAUAGUCUAGUCAACGGAUACACAAGUCAUUACAGUGUACUCUACCCUGGCAAUAUCACAUACCAAUGUAAUCCGGGAUACUACAUCUCUGGACAGAGCAAUCAGAGUAUCACCAGUCACACAUCACUAUGUCUCAUCAGUGGACACUGGUCUACUCCAGAGCCAACAUGUAUAGGUAUAACAUGUGUAGCUCCACCACCUGCCCUGGCAAAUAGUUCCAUAUUGAGCCAAGAGCUGGUGUACCCUGGUAUAGUGACAUACCAAUGUGAUGUGGGCUAUUAUGUAGCUGGUUAUGCUGAACGGAAUGUCAGCAAUGCAACAGUGCAAUGUGCUCCCAAUGGAACAUGGAUUGGAACCGCACCGACAUGCCUACUAUGGCCGGCAGUGGACUUCAUUAUCACUGCUUCCACCUCAAACAUUUCAUCAUUUUCAACCAGUUACGUGCAAAAAUUGACCAGCUUCUCUGCCGCAGACUCUGAUCACCAUCCAGGACGAUGCACUGUAGGAUGUGUUCAAAAUGGCUACCUCUUUGGAGGAAUGGCCAACAGCACCGAGUGCUAUUGCACAAGUUUUGCUGUUUCUAAGCUGACGAAAGCAGCUGGACUCACAUAUGAGUGUACUGGUGCACCUUCAUACCAGUGUGGUGGAAAUAAUUUGAUUAGUUUCUAUGCUCUAAGGGAAGCACCCCCAGUCAAGGCACACAUUGGAUCUCGUACAGAUAAAGCCAUCCUCAUCAAUGGUACAUUGUACACUUUGGCGGGAACUACGAUCAAUCUGGAGUGCACUGUGAUAACAGGCACCACUCCACUCGUCUACACCUGGCGCAAAACCGGCUCUGAUAUGCUGCUCAGCAGCAGUAGUGUGCUUAGCAGGAUUGUGACCAGCUCCGAUAGUGGUGAGUAUGUGUGUACAGUCAAUAAUCCACGUGUCGCCAAAUCACCACACUUCACUCUGCCGCAUAACGCAUCUUUCAGAACUCAACUCAUAGUGCAAGAGCCGAUAGACCUAUCAAUCUCAAGCCCUAUCUCUGAGGCUGUGGAAGGAACAUCAUUCAAUGCAACAUGCACCGCGAGUCACAGUGCUGGGGUCAGUUUUGUUUGGAAAAAAAUUAAUCCUGCAACUGGCAUAGUCAGCAGCCUUCCAAGUCGAGCAUCUUUCAGCAUAAAGACUGGAGUUCUCCUGAUUCCCAGGCUGCUGAUGUCCGACCAAGGAGUGUAUUGCUGUGUAGCCUCUAAGCCAACAAUUGCCAUCCCUGCUAACAGACGAAGUGUAGCCGAUCUGAUUUUGGUUGUCACAGCUGGAGAUGCGUGUGCUGGCGAGUGCAGCCGGCUUUCCAACAUGACAGAAUGCAACCGCACAACAGGACUGUGUCAAUGCCGUAAUGGUUUGACUGGCAGUGUUCAGGCAACUUGUACAGGCGCAAGCAAGGAAAACCAACCAGGCUCGCCGGCUGAUCUUCAAAUACUAGUAUAUGCGGGAAUCGGUGCUGGAGGCUUCAUUGUCAUCUUGUUAGUCAUUCUCAUGGUGGUGAGAGCAAAUCACGGAAAGCGGGACCGUGUGACAACUAAAUACCAAAGUCGAAUCAAACUGGUGUCGGGAGAGGGACCAUCCACCCAAGAGAGUUAUUCUGAAGUCACAGAGCCCAGCGGGAAAGCUGAAGCUGGAAGACUUGGUGGAGUCAAAUUGACACCUUCAUGCACCUAUAGUUCAGACGGGAAAUCACGAAUGAGCUUGAAAAGCCAUGCAAUGGGGAGUGAAACAUCAUCUCGGGAUAGCAGAGAGGAAGACCCUUUCGGCAGGAGUGUGCAUGAUGCUCGCUUCUACGAUAACAAGUCUAUGGUAACGCAGUUGCCCAGUACUGGUGAUGCUUAUGAAAUCACGUACGAUAAUUCGUCCGGUGCCAGUAGGGGCUACAUUGGUGGAGAGUAUGAAAACAGAUACGACUUAGCCCCCCUCAAGGAUCAAAGAGAAUCAGUAGCAUCCACUGCACCUGGUGGGGACACGUAUGACUUGCUAAAUCGGGACGCCAGUGCAAAGGAUCUCCAGCCAUCAGACGGCCCGGGAGAGAUGUAUGAUAGCUUGGAAACUGCUCCCUGGCCACAACAGACUGAAGACUUACAUGCAGUUCUUAGCAGAGAUGCUGCUGGCCCUACUGGUCCUGGAAUUGCAAAAAAAGAAGGCAAGAAAACCCACUCUCUGCGGACCCGGGCCUCUGCUCAGUAACUGCCAACGCUGACCAGAGCUAAAAGGUAUUCGUCGUUCAAGCAAGCAACGAGGCAGUGCUGCUGUGAUGUCGACUGCCCUGUGUCUCCAUGCUCAGCCGACUCCCUUCCCACUUACUAUUCAGUACUAGUGUAGAAUGAUGAUAGUCUCCACAGGUUAAGGUCUUCUUGCGUAACUUUAGUUCUUCACAAAAAUCCUUUCCCUAAGGCAUGUGUGCCCCCCCCCCCCCCCCAUUGUAUUACUUCCUUCGAUAUACCUAAUAACGGUCUUGCACGGAGUAGCCUAUAACUAUUUCCCUUUUAAAAUUCACCCAAUGAUGUUCUGGCAUGGAGUAUCUUAUACUGUAAGACAUGUUAUUAUAACGAGUUGCAAAUUUAACGAUUGUGCAAAAUUCAUAGGUUAACGAGAAGAUAUAUUAACGAUCUUGCAGUAUUCUGCCAUA
Molecule: messenger RNA, 3739 nt
Organism: Sycon ciliatum
Lineage: Eukaryota; Metazoa; Porifera; Calcarea; Leucosolenida; Sycettidae
Exons: 12
Coding region: 541-3297 (918 amino acids)
Source: RefSeq, a predicted model, not a curated record